Molecule: messenger RNA, 7563 nt
Organism: Penicillium pulvis
Lineage: Eukaryota; Fungi; Ascomycota; Eurotiomycetes; Eurotiales; Aspergillaceae
Product: fatty acid synthase S-acetyltransferase
Exons: 15
Coding region: 1-7563 (2520 amino acids)
Biological process (GO): fatty acid biosynthetic process; secondary metabolite biosynthetic process
Molecular function (GO): zinc ion binding; oxidoreductase activity; fatty acid synthase activity
Source: RefSeq, a predicted model, not a curated record
AUGGGAUCCAUCGGAGAGGUAGCCACCCACCAAGACGAAGGUAUCAAGAUUGAUCUGAAAAAAAAUAAGUUUAAAGCUUCACCCCUCGGCUCCACCUGCGAAGGCCCGGGCAAUGGCCCUCAUUUCGCGACAAAUGACGCAAGUCAUAAUGGCUCUGAUGACACCCAUUCAACAGUUAAUGCACCAGUCUCACCGCCAAUUGCUAUUGUUGGAAUGGCCGUCAGACUUCCGGGCGAUGUCAGAUCCAUGGAGAGCUUCUGGGAUCUUCUCGUCAGCAAACGAGACGUGAGCAUGGAAGUACCGCGGAGCCGUUUCAACAUCGACGCAUUCUACAGUGACUCCCGCCCCAUGACAGUCAAAAGUAGGCGAGGCUUCUUUUUGAAUGAUGAACUGGACAAGGUCGACCCAUCUGUUUUCGGUAUGUCAAAUGACAAAGCUGGCCUGAUUGAUCCCCAGCAGAGACUGCUGCUUGAGCUUGUAUGGGAAUGCAUGGAAAGUGCUGGGCAGGUGAAUUGGCGCGGAAAGGACAUUGGAACUUAUGUGGGAAACUUUGGGGAGGAUUGGCUGGAGAUGUGCCUGAAAGACCCCGCUGUAAUGCAUCGACAUCAAGUCUUCGCUGCGAGUGAUUUCAGUCUUGCGAGUCGAGUCUCCUAUGAGUAUGACCUUCGGGGCCCAAGCAUGACUAUUAGAACUGCAUGUUCAGCCUCGAUGAUUGCGCUGCAUGAAGCCUGUCAGUCAGUCGCUUCUGGAGAGUGCUCGGGGGCAAUAGUGGCUGGCUCAAACAUCAUUCUGACGCCGACCAUGACAACAAACAUGUCAGAAAAUGGGGUCAUCUCAGUUGACGGUGAAUGUAGGACCUUUGAUGCUGAUGCAAAUGGCUAUGCACGUGGGGAAUGUGUUAACGCUAUCUAUGUCAAGAAGCUGGACCAGGCCAUUCAAGAUGGCGAUCCAAUUCGGGCAGUAAUUCGGUCGACAACUGCCAACUCCAACGGCAGAACUAGCAAGCCUGCUGUUCCUAGUGCGGAAGCUCAGUCAAAUCUGAUUCGAAAGGCAUAUCAGCGAGCUGGUAUACUCGACCCCACCAGGACCGGUCUUUUCGAAUGUCAUGGUACUGGCACAGCUGCGGGUGAUGUCACCGAAGCCGAGGCCAUCGCCCGGGUCUUUGGAGCGAGUGGUGUUGUUAUCGGAGCGGCAAAGCCAAAUGUCGGCCACUCUGAGGGUGCUUCUGCUCUCACAAGUCUGAUCAAAGCUGUUCUUUGCUUAGAACACAGAGCAAUCCCUCCAAGUGCACGCUUUGGAACCCCCAAUCCGAGAAUUCCAUUCAAGGAGGCGAAUCUCCGUGUGGCCAAGGAGCUUCUCCCGUGGCCCGAGGAUCGUGACGAGCGAGUGAGUGUUAACAGCUUCGGUAUUGGCGGUUCAAACGCACAUGCUAUCUUGGAGUCCGCUCGCUUAUGGAGUGUUGGACCUACAAGCGCUGAGAGCAUCCUGUCUACAAACAGUUCCUCAAAGCUCGUGAUCGUAUCUGCAGUUGCUUCUCAGGAUCUGGCUUACACUUUGGGGGAACGCCGGGACCAUUGGAGACAUCGGGCUUUCGCCAUCAUCCAAAAUGGAGCAGUAACGGAACUUCCCGUGUUCAAAAAGCAUCAUUCUUCUUUACAGAAGCCACAGUCGAUGAUUUUUGUCUUUCCAGGACAAGGUUCUCAGUGGCCUGGCAUGGGCAAGCGACUUUUUGAAACAUUUGGUUGUUUCCGUGAGGCUAUUAGGACCAUGGAUCGAGUCCUUCAGUCCUUACCGCAGACCCCUACCUGGACUUUGGAAGAUAAGUUAACCACAAUCGGUGAUGCUUCAUGCUUUCUAAGAGCGGAGUACUCCCAACCACUAUGCGCCGCUGUUCAAAUUGGACUUGUCAACCUACUCGCAUCCUGGAACGUUCAUCCAAGUGCAGUGAUAGGUCAUUCAAGUGGUGAAAUGGUGGCUGCAUAUGCAGCCAAAUCCAUCACUGCUGAAACUGCCAUCAUGAUCGCGUAUUAUCGGGGGCAGGCGAGCGGUUCCCUCAAGAAACGCGGAGGAAUGGCAAGUAUUGGAUUAGGCCGAGAGACUAUGAAACAAUAUCUGGAAGAUGGCAUUGUUUUAGCAUGCGAGAAUAGUCUUCAAAGUGUCGUGAUAUCAGGUGAUCAAGAUGCUCUAGUCCGGGUUCUCGAUCGUGUGAAGGAGGCACAUCCCGAUGUAUACACUGGGCGCCUUGAAGUUGAAACGGCUUAUCACUCUCAUCACAUGGCAGAUGUAGGGCCGGAAUUGGAAAAGAUGCUUCACGAUCGCAUUCGAUUCUCCAUUCCAGAGAUCCCUUUCUAUUCUACUGUUCAUGGUAGGAAGCUUAGUGAAGCUGAUUGCCUAGAUGCCCAGUAUUGGAGAAGAAACUUGGAGUCCAUGGUCCUUUUUCAGACCGCUGUUAAGACAGCGCUGGAGGAUCUACAGGAAGACACGUCAUGCUUUCUAGAGAUAGGCCCACAUUGCUCAUUAUCUGGCCCUUUGCGACAGAUCAUCCGAGAUGCGAAGCCCAAAUCACCCGUACACUACUUCCCAACGCUACAUAGAGCGCAGGACGAAGUAUCCGACGCGCUUGAAGCAGCUGGCCAACUGUUUCUACAGGGAUUGCCAAUCUCACUGCCAUCUAUUAAUGGCCCCGGAAAGAUAUUGACAGAUUUACCACCUUAUCCUUGGAAUUACUCCAAGAGUGCAAGGUUUGAAAACCGUGUCGCGAAUAGUUGGCGUCAUCGCCAAUUUUGUCAUCACGAGCUUCUAGGCUCUCGGGCUAUAGAAUCCAGCGAUCUUGAGCCUUUUUGGCGCAAUAUACUUUCUCUCGAAAACAGUGCGUGGUUAUCUGACCACAAAUUUUCUCAAUCUGUGGUCUACCCUGCAGCCGCACAUAUCGCAGCUGUCGGUGAAGCAGUUCGACAAAUGACGGGAACCACUGCAUUCUCCAUUCGAAACCUCUUUAUCAAGAAGGCGCUACUUCUGGAUGUAGACAAGGACGUCGAGGUUACAACCAGUCUAAAAUUCUCAUGCCUGACCGACCUUUUGGAUUCAGAUUGGUUUGACUUUACUAUCUCCUCGUUCAGUGGCACUGAGUGGACCAAACAUUGCACCGGACAAGUAAGCGGCGUGCAGCACCCCAAAUCCACCGUGAAAAACAUCAGCUCGUUCAUUCGCAAGGUGGAUGCUUCUGACUGGUACAAAUCAUUCCGACGGAUUGGGCUCGAUUAUGGACCUUAUUUCCAAGGCCUGAAUAACGUCACAGCCGAUCCAGUCAAAAGAAUAGCAGCGGGCACGAUUUCCCGCAACGGGAAUCUUGCAGAUGUUGGUGGAUUUGCAAUUCACCCAACCCUCAUCGAUAAAGCCCUACAGCUAGUCGCCGUGGCUGCCACAAGUGGCAUUUCCAGAGAUCUCGAUCGGGUUGCAAUUCCAAUUUCGAUAGACAAAAUCUAUGUUGGAGCUUGCACCUCUGCUAAUCUUGAGGCGGAAGCUGACUGCCACGGUAUCACAAAUGGCAAUUUCACGGGAGACGUGUCAGUGACCCACAAUGAUGAUAUCGUACUUGACAUUCGUGGCAUUAGGUGCUUCCCAAUGGAUGAGGACUCUCCAGAUUCUUCCGAUUCACAUUUUUCUCGGGUUAUCUGGAAAGAAGAUAUCGAAUUCAUGCCUUCGCUUUCCGGGAUUCUACCACCAAGUCCUGCGAAAUAUGAAGCCGAGUUAUUGCUGACUGAACAGGUUUGCGUAUUGAAUAUGAUGACUAUUCAUCGUUCAUCGAAAGACACAACCACAAAAGAGCCUCACUUCAUCAAAUACAUCAAUUGGUUGGACGGUCAGGUGAAGCGCUUUGAAGCAGGAGACUACGCGGUCGUUCCAGAGACAAAAGACUGGGCUAAAAUGAGCGUAGAGGAUCAAGAAUUACUUCUCUCCUCUUUGAAGAGCGCUCUGGUAGAAAUGGGUCCCAAAUGGAGUGCCUUUACGGAAAUCAUGACCAGAAUCAAUCGUGCAGGUCGUGAGAUUUUUGAAGGCCGAAUAAAUCCUUUGGAGGUAUUGAUGGAAGACAACGGAUUGGAGAAAGUUUACAGCAUUGCGGCUGGACUCACCAACUACGACGCCUUUCUACAGACAUUAAGCCACUCAAAGCCAUCCAUGAGAAUUUUGGAGAUCGGGGCAGGCACUGGUGCGACCACAGCGGAUGUCCUUUCGUCGCUUCAGACCCCGGAUCUUGGACGAUUAUACUCGGAAUACUUUUUCACGGACAUUUCACCAGCUUUCUUUGCACCAGCAAGAGAAAGACUUCAACGACUCCCCGGAUUUUCAUUUAAAUCUCUUGACAUAACACAUGAUCCCGUGGGUCAGGGAUUUCAAGAGGGGCUCCUUGCACCAGGUGGAUAUUUACUCCUCCAGGAACUUCAUCCGGAGUCAAUUAAAGUGGAUUGCAUUAUGGGCUUACUUCCUCAGUGGUGGCUUGGGGAAAACGAUGAGCGCCCAGAAAAGCCCUAUGUAUCACCUGACAGAUGGGAUAAGGAGCUUCGAAGCGCUGGCUUUACUGGAGUUGAGUCAAGUGCAUAUGACAACGUUCGGCCGCAUCACAGCAACGUGAGCAUGAUAUCUCGAAGACAACAGUCAACUACGACCGACAGUCCGAAGGUGAGCUUUCUUUACGAUGGUACAUUCAGUCAGUCGAAAAAAAUGGUCGAGCAAGCCUUCUUGCAAGCUGGCUGCGUCGUGAAUUGGUUUACCUUACAACAAAGCGACGUUUCCCAUGAGCAUGUCGUUUCGCUACUCGAUUUGGAAACUUCCUUCUUUGAAGAUAUUCCUGAAGCAAAAUUUAACGCUUUCCGGGACUUCAUGGCAACUUCAGCUCCAAAAAGUAUGCUCUGGGUCACGCGUGACACUCAAAUGCGCUGUGUAGAUCCGCGGUGGAGCCUCGCUCUAGGCAUGAUGCGAACACUCCGUUUGGAAUUCUCUAUUCCAUGUGCCACCUUUGAGAUGACCUCUGUGGAUCAAGCGACCUCGAGCUCUUUGGUUAAGGUCCAGCAAAAGAUCCAGUCAUCACCAAACGCUGCACUGGAUCCCGACUAUGAGUAUUCAUCUGAAGGCGAGAAAGUUUUUACCAGCCGCUACUAUCCCGGUCGGCUGUCGACAACACUUGAAAAGGCAUACGAGCAGCCGGAGUCCAAGAGAUUGACUAUCACUACGUGCGGCUUGCUUGACACCAUUCAAUGGGUGCGAUUUGAGCCCCAGCCACCGGGAACAGGUGAGCUAGAGAUUGACAUCAAAUAUGUUGGUCUGAACUUCAAGGAUCUGAUGCAUGCCAUGGGAUUCAUUGGCCAGAAGGACGAUAUUGGAUUAGAAGCAACUGGUGUUGUUCGGAAAAUUGGACCUGGUCCACAUAGCCAAGAUUUCCAGGAGGGAGAUCAAGUCAUUGUAUGUGGUUCCUCUCUUCUGAGAACCUCUGCAGUCAUUUCGAGCCAUUCUUGCAUCCGUAUUCCGCCAGACGUGUCUCUGGAGGAUGCUGCUACCGUCUCAGUCGCCUUUUGCACGGUUAUCUACUCGCUCAUCACUCUUGGAGGGUUGCACAAAGGACAGUCCAUACUAAUUCACUCUGCUGCUGGUGGCGUUGGACUAGCAGCAAUUCAAUUAUCUCGGUUACUGGACGCAGAGGAAAAGAUCUAUGCGACCGUUGGAAACGAUACUAAGGCACAAUAUCUUGUUGACAAAUAUCAAAUACCCCGCCAUCGAAUCUUCAAUUCAAGGAACCCGAGCUUCAAAGAUGGGGUCCUUGGUGAGACUAACGGAAAGGGUGUAGAUGUCGUUCUCAACUCCCUCUCUGGCGAGAAUCUUCAUGCCUCGUGGGAGUGUGUCGCGGAGUUUGGAAAAAUGAUUGAAAUUGGCAAGAGGGACAUGAUGGGUCACGGCAAACUGAACAUGAAUUCUUUCUUGAACAAUCGUUCCUUUAUUGCUUUCGAUCUGUUAGGAUUGGCUCUUGGUCGACCGGACGAGUGUCAAAGGCAAGUUGAUCUUGGAUGCUUCAAGCGUGGACAAGGGCUAUAUAUUAACAUCAAUAUUAACAGACUAAUAAAGACUGUGGGCUCAUAUCUUGAGCAAGGUGCAGUCAAACCAAUAGAGCCAAAAAAUAUUUUUGAGGCCAGAGAUGCUGGAGCAGCCUUCAGACUCAUGCAAACUGGUCAACACAUGGGAAAGAUAGUUAUCAAGAUUCCUGAAGACUCAAGUGAGAUCCCCGUCUCUGUGACCGUCUCAUCUCUUUCAUUUUCCCCAGAUGUUUCUUACCUUCUGGUUGGGGGUCUUGGGGGUCUUGGAGUGGCUAUAGCGAGAUGGAUGGCUGAGCGGGGUGCAAGAAGCUUGGUCUUUCUGUCCCGGUCUGGGGAUAACACUGAUAAAUCUAGAUCCUUUGUUCAAGAGCUGGAAGCCAUGGGAUGCACCGCAACUGUUGUAGCUGGUGAUGUCGUGCAUAUGGAGGAUGUACUACGGGCGGUUUCCUCGUGCCCGAAGCCGUUAGCCGGGGUUAUUCAGCUUGCUAUGGUUAUAAAGGACCAAGCAUUCAUGAAUAUGGAACAUAAAGAUUGGCUCGCCUCUCUUGCUCCCAAGGUAACUGGGACAAGGAAUCUCUAUCGUGCGAUAAAGGACCACAACAAACUGGACUUUUUCCUCAUGUUUGGUUCCAUCAUGGGCAUCUGUGGAAACAUCGGUCAAUCCAACUAUGCUGCCGCAAAUUGUUUCCUCGAUGCAUUUGCGAAGGUCUGUCGCGCCGAGGGCUGUCCUGCAUGUGUGAUUCAGCUGGGUGGCAUGGCCGAUAUCGGGUAUGUCAGUCAAAGGCCGGAACUCAAGGCAAUGUAUAACGAGGAUAUCAUGGACCUGCUGAAGGAGAGGGACCUUCUUCAAGCCGUACAGGUAGCGAUUGAACAAGCAAGACUGACCGGCACCAAUCGGGAUGACCCUUCUGCAAGCACUAUCGUGAUUGGAUUGCAACAGUUUGUGCGAUCCAUACCUCGAGAGGCAUACCGACGUGACCGCCGCUUCGCUUCAUGUCUCCUCUCAACUGAAGAACCAAUAUCCACACCUUUGGAUACGGAUCGGCUGAACAAAUUCCUAGCAGACGUGAAGACUAACCCCUCCAUUCUUGAGUUGCCAUCCACGCUGGACUUGCUGAUUGAAGAAAUUGCAACCAUCAUCAAUGGCCAGUCUGGCGAGUUUGAAUCUCUCGAGGCAGCAGGGGAGAUUGAAGUUGACUCUCUUAUGACCAUUGAGAUUCGAAGCUGGGUACGCAAGCGCCUUAGUAUCGAAAUCUCGACCUUGCAUAUAUCAAAGGCAAAGAAUGUGCGCGGCCUGGCCUUGCUCAUUAUCGAGAAUUUGAAAUCGAGCCACAGCCCUAAGGAUGGGGAGCGGAGAAUAGAUGAGAAGACCGAAGGGGGAUGUCAAGGAAUAAUGUCUUUAUCAUGUUCUCUUUCAAAUACUAUUAUUCCGGCUUUUUUCUUUGUGUACUUUCGAUUUCGUUCACAUCAUCCUUGA